Molecule: messenger RNA, 1074 nt
Organism: Cannabis sativa
Lineage: Eukaryota; Viridiplantae; Streptophyta; Magnoliopsida; Rosales; Cannabaceae
Product: succinate dehydrogenase assembly factor 2, mitochondrial
Exons: 5
Coding region: 221-808 (195 amino acids)
Biological process (GO): mitochondrial electron transport, succinate to ubiquinone; protein-FAD linkage; tricarboxylic acid cycle
Cellular component (GO): mitochondrion
Source: RefSeq, a predicted model, not a curated record
CACCUUUUUUUUUUUUUUUUUUUUUUUUAUUGAGAGAAACUCGUGCGAUUACAUGCGGAGAAAGAAAAUCCACGAUAUCCAUAGGGGAGUUCCUCGGUUAAACAGCGAGCCACGAUUCAGUAUAUAAAUUAUAAAGUUCGAAACAAAUUUUAUUUAUCUUCCCCAUCCCAAAAUAAGCCAAACAAACCAACUCAACGAAGAAUAUCUAUUUGAGUCUGAAAUGGGGAGUUUGAGAAGAGCAUUGGUUUCGAUCGACCGUCUUCUCCAAUCAUCGGCCGCAAUCCAUCGCACCAUCUCGAUCGCCGCGGCCAACUCUCUCGUUCGAGCGCCUGAAUCCUUCUGUAGGCCUCGUUCAAGCGUUGCUUAUUCUGGGGGUUACCGUUUUUAUUCGAACAAUUACACCAAUUUACAGUCUUUGGAUAUCGAUCUCUCCAACGAAGAGAACAAGAAACGCCUUUAUAACAGAUUGGUAUACAGGAGCAAACAGAGGGGGUUUCUGGAAUUGGAUUUGGUUUUGGGCAAAUGGGUAGAGGAGCAUAUCAGUUCCAUGGAUGAAAAUGGAAUCAAAGCUCUCGUCCAUGUCCUCGACCUGGAAAAUCCAGAUCUCUGGAAGUGGAUAACUGGUCAAGAGCAACCUCCUGAGGCCCUCCAAAUUAAUCCUGUCUUUAAUGCUCUACGUGACAAAGUCAUGAACAACCUUAAUACACAUUCUUCUCCUGAAACUCGAGCAAAACCUGGACAGCCAUGGGUGAGAGGUUGGGAUGACAUCAAGAGAGCUCGGGACAGCCCUAUUACUGGAAAUCAGUAACUCUGUCAUCAAUGAUUUAAUGUUAGAUUUUCCAGUUGUUUUGCUUGUAAGAGGAUUUUGUAUAUGUAUAUUUGCUUGUCUUUGUUUAAAUAAGUACAAGUUCAGUACAAAGAGAUAAAAAAAUCAAAAUAUAAAAGUUGUGAACAUGUGCUGUUUGCUAAAAUCGUCCAUCGAAAGUUGCUAUUAUGUAGUCAGAAUAUCAAAUAAGUGAAUCUUUUGUGGAAUGGAAUAUUUAAAGAUUUAAAGGAUAUUGUUGAUAGUGAAAA